CGUGGGCGGGGCGUCUGGGGAGCGCCAGGCCAUGCAGGCCCACGUGUCUAUUAUCCUCCCAGUCCACAACGCUGAACCAUGGCUGGACGAAUGUUUGAGGUCUGUUUCGCAGCAGGACUUUGAAGGCACCAUGGAGCUCUCUGUUUUCAACGAUGCCAGUAAGGACAAGUCUGGGGCUAUCAUUGAAAAGUGGCGAGUGAAACUGGAAGAUUCCGGGGUCCACGUGAUCAUUGGGGGGCACAAUUCUCCUUCUCCCCGAGGCGUUGGAUACUCUAAGAAUCAAGCCGUUGCCCAGAGUUCAGGGUCUUACCUUUGCUUUUUGGAUUCGGACGACGUGAUGAUGCCCCAGCGGGUGAGGCUGCAACACGAGGCUGCCGUCCAGCACCCGCGCAGCAUCGUCGGUUGCCAAGUGAGGAGAGAUCCCCCCGACUCCACUGAACGAUACACACGUUGGAUCAACCAGCUGACGCCCACGCAGCUCCUCACCCAGGUUUUCACCUCGAAUGGCCCGACGGUGAUCAUGCCCACCUGGUUCUGCUCUCGUGCGUGGUUUUCCCACGUGGGCCCCUUUGACGAGGGAGGUCGGGGCGUCCCCGAGGACCUGCUGUUCUUCUACGAGCACCUCAGGAAGGGCGGCAGCGUCAUCCGCGUGGACCAGACUCUCCUGCUCUACCGCUACCACCUGCAGGCGGCCACACACUCCGUCCGCGAGGCGACCAUCUGGAGCCACCGUGUCUGCUUCCUGGAAGAGCGGGCCCUGCCCCACUGGGCAGCCUUCACCAUCUGGAACGCCGGCAAGCAGGGGCGCCGGCUCUACCGCAGCCUGACGGCCGCCAACCAGCGCAAGGUGGUGGCAUUCUGUGACGUGGACGAGAACAAAAUCAGGAAAGGCUUCUACUGCCACGAGGACUCCCAGACUCAGUGGCUGUGCACACCCCGAGGGCAUCUCUCCUGGGAUGGCAGGACUGAUGGCCACUCUUACUCUAAGGAAAGGCCCAAGCCCCGCAUCCCCAUCCUGCACUUCCGAGCCGCCCGGCCACCCUUCAUCAUCUGCGUGAAGCUGGACCUCACAGGAGGAGCCUUUGAGGACAACCUGAGGUCGCUGCACUUGCAGGAGGGCCAGGACUUCCUUCACUUCAGCUGACAGACCCACGGCAGCUGCUCCCAGUGCAUCCCAGGCUAGCAGGAGCCUCGUGAGCUGCAGGCACGGCGAUGGUGCACCCACUCUGCACUUGGCAAGUGCAACCGCGGAGUCUCGUGUGUGCUGACCACAGAAGCCAAGCCUUUUCCACCGUGUUGACUCGUGGCCAAGGCUGGGCCUGGUCACCUAGGAUGCUCAGCCAAUUAAGGGGACAGAAAACAACUCCCCACUUAGUUUGAGAAGGACGACUAUUUUAAGAUUUGAAUAAAAUGUUGGGAUAAAGAUUAUUGGCUAGCAGGUCGAGUACAGGGGCAGUAGUAUGCUAACUCUCACACUCCUGUGUGGCCAAGUCACCACAUACAUCCUGCAUGGAUGGUCACAGUCCUGGCCUUGUGGUCAUGAUGGCCUCAAGGAUGUGGGCGGCAUCUCCCAGUUCUGGACCUGCCCCCAUCCUGUGCCCAGGCCCCAUCCCCCACAUGAGACAGCAGGCCGGGGAGCUAACCCUGUCUACACCAUGUACCCAGCACCCCUGGGCUCUUCACCCAAGUCCUCCCCUUGGGCCUCUGAGUGACCACACCUGGGGCUUCCUCGGUGCUGCUGGGGGUGGCUCUGCACCUCAAGCCCUGUGAGCACAGCACAGGCCCUGGGUAGACAGCUGUGGGUAGCUAGCACUGUGAAAUCUGCACAUAUGUUCCCCUCACCAGCUUUGGGACGGACCAGCACGAGCUCAGACACAGAGACGAAGGCCACCUCUGCACUGGCUCUAGCAAGACGGUGCCAUUUUUUUGAGAAGGGUAUUUCCCACAUUAUUGUAGAGGUACACACACUGGAUUCUGAUGAUUCCCCCUGCAGCAGACAUUUGUGAAGCAACUGGUCUGCACGCUGUCUAAGUGACGCCUGCACCAUGUGCCCCAUGCCCACGUGUGGGCAGGUGGGAGGACUGCACCCCAACAGGGCUUGUCGGGCCUCUGGCAUCUGGACCCCUGACUUAUCAACAUUAAUCUCGCUCAGUGUAAACAUCUGCACCUCCACAGCAGAGACUGGUUGGAGCACCGCCUAUGGCCAGCAGACCCCACAGCAGGGGCCACACAGGCGAGAUGGGAGCCUGGUCUCCAGGCAGGAGGAGUAGAGCCCACGUCCUGUCUGGCUGACGCCCAGGCAGUGAGCCUCUGCAUCACCCUACACGCAUCAGGCUCAGAGACAAAGGCAGGAACUUCUUAGUACAUGAUUUUAUAGGAAGCACAUUUGUGUUCAAGAAAAGGCAGAAACAGUGACACCCCAAGUCACUACAGUGCAGGUGCAGAGGAGGAAAAGCCAUCACCUGGUGACGGCCUCCAAGGGCCAGCGCUACCCUUCCGCAGCUGGAGAGCUGGAGGCACCACUGGGCCAGGCUCCCUGCACCGGGCUCCCCCAGGAACGAGAUAUCCCCACCAGGCAGGGUGAGUGCAGGCUCCAGGACUGGCUUCAGCAGGCACCAGGCUGCAGAAGAGACAAGAUGGGGUCAGGCCGGUCAGUUCCAUCACCCACCGCUCCCAGCCAGGGACCCUCGCCCCUCGGCACCCCAUGCGGGGACUGACGCCAACACUGGGUUCCUGCUGGAAACUGCGUCUGUGCCGUUCCCCGCACACCCGGGAGCCCCAGCUGUGUGGCCGGCAGGUGCUCUUGACUAACGCGCUGCCCGAGGGCACCCUGUCUGCGGAUGCAGUCUCUGAGGAGCGAGCAGAAGGGAGGUUUACCGCGCUCUCCUAACCUGUGCUCACGCAUGUUUGACAUCUGUCCCAAUAACAAUGUAAAAAGCACAUUUAAUUCCAA
Molecule: messenger RNA, 2953 nt
Organism: Cebus imitator (Panamanian white-faced capuchin)
Lineage: Eukaryota; Metazoa; Chordata; Mammalia; Primates; Cebidae
Gene: B3GNTL1
Product: UDP-GlcNAc:betaGal beta-1,3-N-acetylglucosaminyltransferase like 1
Exons: 13
Coding region: 32-1144 (370 amino acids)
Source: RefSeq, a predicted model, not a curated record